Molecule: messenger RNA, 2062 nt
Organism: Micropterus salmoides (largemouth bass)
Lineage: Eukaryota; Metazoa; Chordata; Actinopteri; Centrarchiformes; Centrarchidae
Gene: rasl10a
Product: RAS-like, family 10, member A
Exons: 3
Coding region: 932-1543 (203 amino acids)
Molecular function (GO): GTP binding; GTPase activity
Source: RefSeq, a predicted model, not a curated record
CUUUGCCGUUUAUGUGCGGCGUAUGGGAGCUCAAAGCCUUUACACGCCUUGCGCAGGCAUGAUCCUAUUGGAUGAGCAGCGCAGGGACUGUUGCAAGUGAUGAGAGAGAGGGAGAGAGAGAGAGCAAGCAGUCUUCACCAGCGCAUGUCUCUCCAACUGCAGACACACAAUGCUCCUUAAUAGGCUCCAGAUGCCUUUACAGAAAACACACGUCUGCAGGGUGUGUGGAUUGCCUCUCCUCUUUUGAAUCACAUGCACGCAAGUCUAUCUCUCUGCCAUCGACAAAAGAAGGGGAUUAUGGGGUUGUGUGCGAUCUCAGAACACGUGGGAAGCGUAUUUGCGAGGCUGGCGGCUGAGCGCCCGUCCUCCCUGUGAUGGAGGAGCGCGGUGGUGGUGCAUCCGUGGAAGUGAGUGCGAGGUGCAGAGGAGAUAAUCAAUGAAGACGCCUAGGGCUCCUGUGCGUGUGGACAAGGUCAGAGUCUAGCCUGGGUGAGAUGUGGAGACAACAAGGACGGACUUUUACUCUUCCUCUCAGGGGGACGAGGUCGCCUGGGGAUGUCCCCUGAAAACCAAGAGUUUCUCUCUCUUGGUUGGAUUGCAUAGGCAGCGAAAAUCCCUCCAUCUGUGUGAUCAUGAUGGAGCUUUGUUUUUGACCACCUCCGAGCUGCAUGGCUCCUUUCUGUUCUCAGCCUGGAGAUAAAGUUUCUUCGCUCUGCUCGACGGUUGGAUGAUCCGUUCGGCCAUUGGCUCGUCUAAUUGCACGCAGUUGAACCCGGUUCCGGUGAUUUAUAGGCUGCCGGUUAAAGGGGCAGCGGUGGAUUGAGAUUCAACCAGAGCAGCAACAAAACAGCGGCGGCCAGCUGUAUAUCUGGACGGUCAUAUCUGUCGUUGUCGUCGUCGCUGUCCAUGGUGCUGAACUCGUGCUUCAGGAAUGGUGGAGACGCUGAGUAUCGCUGUCAUCGGUGCUCCCGGAGUGGGGAAAACUUCUAUAAUCCGCCAGUUCAUCUAUAACGAUUUCUCGGAGGUGUACACGCCAACCAGGACCAGAUAUGUGUACAGACCCUCCGUCAUACUGAACGGGAACAUGUAUGAGCUGAAGAUUUUGGACGUCCCACCAAUCUCCUCCUUUCCAUCAAGCUCCAGUCAGGAGUGGCUGGAUUUGCGCUGCAGAGGCGUUCGCAAUGCCAACGCCUACAUCCUGGUGUACGACAUCUGCUGUGUCGAGAGCUUUGAAUACGUCAAGAUGAUCAGACAACAGAUAGUGGAGCACAGGUACAGCAGCAGCAGCGAGGUGCCAAUCCUGGUGGUGGGCAACAAGAGAGAUCUGCAGCGGCAGCGCUUUAUGCCUCGCAGAGCAGUGUCAGUCCUGGUGAAGAAGACCUGGAAGUGUGGCUAUGUGGAGUGCUCUGCCAAGUUUAACUGGCACGUAGUCUUGCUUUUCAAAGAGCUGCUGGGCAUCGCUGUGGCACGGGGCAUGCGCCAGAACCACACCUCUAUCCGUCUGCAGGGGGCGCUACAGAGGAAUCGCUGCACCAUCAUGUGACCCUGAGAGCUCCCUCCACCCCUAAGGAGUGGAGUGGCAGAGGAGAAAUUGACUUUUUAUCUAAAUAGCUGGAAAAAUACCCUGUGGCCUCCUGCUUUACUGAGCUGAUUUUUCAUAAUGAGGUUUAUUAGACUUUUGCGCUGUAAAAGACACUAAAAUUUCACACAUGGUCAUCCAACCACUUCCUAGUCAAAUUCUGCCAAAUGUGUAGUUGCAGGGAAGGAGGUAGAAGAGGAGGAAGCAGGUGGAAACCAAUGUGACUAACAUAGCACAGUUCUUUUUCCUCAUAUCAGCGAGACAGUUAUGCAUUUGAGGCUGUGCUUCCCAAAUGACACAGCAGCAGGUGUUAUUGAGGGUUGUCUUGUGGCUGUAGCUGGGCCUGACAGGAUGGAAACUGUGUUUGUGAGACUCAAAACGGAGAGGCAGCAAUAUCAUCGAGUCUUCCUUUUGAAUUUGUCAUACAGUGCCUUGCGAAAGUAUUCGGCCCCCUUUUCGACCUUUUGCCACAUUUCAGGCUUC